Messenger RNA from Nyctereutes procyonoides (raccoon dog), 3401 nucleotides. RefSeq names its product membrane primary amine oxidase-like. The coding region runs from base 11 to 2455 and encodes 814 amino acids. Lineage: Eukaryota; Metazoa; Chordata; Mammalia; Carnivora; Canidae. Gene Ontology annotation, molecular function: copper ion binding; quinone binding; primary methylamine oxidase activity. Gene Ontology annotation, biological process: amine metabolic process; response to antibiotic. Gene Ontology annotation, cellular component: endoplasmic reticulum; Golgi apparatus; early endosome. The record is from RefSeq and is a predicted model, not a curated record. The transcript is spliced from 4 exons.
CUUAUCUUCAAUGUGCCCAUCAGGCCUCUUGCCCAGCAGCACCGCUCAGAGACCAGGAAACUCCAGAGACUCAAAGACACAUCCUGCACCCAGGUCCCAUUGUCUUUUAUCUUUCUAUUUCCCAUUCUUCGUAAGGAUUCUGGAGCAUAAGGACGGUGCAGGAGAUUUAAUUAUGGCUAUCUUCAUUAUUUUGUGCCUAUGUAGUGUUCUGGUGACAGGCAUGGGUGAAGGUGGAAGAGAGAAAGGAGUGGAGAGGGAAUGUGAACCCAGCCAGCCCCUCCACUGCCCCACUGUGUCCCCCAGCGCCCAGCCCUGGACACACCCCGGUCAGAGCCAGCUGUUUGCAGACCUGAGCCGAGAGGAGCUGACAGCUGUGAUGAGCUUCCUGACCCAGCAGCUAGGGCCAGGCCUGGUGGAUGCAGCCCAGGCCCGCCCCUCGGACAACUGCGUCUUCUCCGUGGAGCUGCACUUGCCCCCCAAGGCUGCAGCCCUGGCCCACCUGGAUAGGGGGAGCCCCCCACCUGCCCGGGAGGCACUGGCCAUCGUCUUCUUUGGCGGACAACCCCAGCCCAAUGUGAGUGAGCUGGUGGUGGGGCCGCUGCCUCACCCCACCCACCUGCGGGAUGUGACAGUGGAGCGUCACGGGGGCCCCCUGCCCUAUCACCGACGCCCCGUGCUGAUCCGGGAGUACCUGGACAUAGACCAGCUGAUCUUCGACAGGGAGCUGCCCCAGGCUGCUGGGCUCCUCCACCACUGCUGCUUCUACAAACGCCAAGGACAGAAUCUGGUGACGAUGAACACAGCCCCCCGAGGUCUGCAGUCAGGGGACAGGGCCACCUGGUUUGGCCUCUACUACAACAUCUCAGGGGCUGGGUUUUUCCUGCAUCCCGUGGGGUUGGAGUUGCUAGUAGACCACAAGGCUCUGGACCCUGCCCGCUGGACCAUCCAGAAGGUGUUCUUUCAAGGCCGCUACUAUGACAGUUUGGCCCAUCUGGAGGACCAGUUUGAGGCAGGCCUGGUGAAUGUGGUGCUGGUCCCAGACAAUGGCACAGGUGGGUCCUGGUCUCUCAAGUCCCAGGUGCCUCCGGGCCCAGCUCCUCCUCUGCAGUUCCAACCCCAGGGCCCCCGUUUCAGUGUCCAGGGCAGUCGAGUGAGCUCCUCAUUGUGGACUUUCUCCUUUGGCCUUGGAGCUUUCAGUGGCCCCAGGAUCUUUGACAUCCGCUUCCAGGGAGAACGACUAGCUUAUGAGAUCAGCCUCCAAGAGGCCUUGGCCAUCUAUGGUGGAAAUUCUCCUUCUGCUCUGCGAAGCCGGUAUACAGAUGGUGGAUUUGGCUUGGGUCACUUCUCUUCAACUCUGACCCGGGGGGUGGACUGUCCCUACCUGGCUACCUAUGUGGACUGGCACUUCCUUCUGGAGUCCCACACCCCCAAGACAAUACGGGAUGCCAUUUGUGUGUUUGAACAGAACCAGGGCCUCCCCCUGAGGCGACACCACUCAGAUAUCCACUCCCACUAUUUUGGGGGCCUUGCAGAGACAGUGCUGGUUGUCAGAUCUGUGUCAACCAUGCUCAAUUAUGAUUAUGUGUGGGAUAUGGUCUUCCACCCCAAUGGGGCCAUAGAAGUCCGACUCCAUGCCACCGGCUACAUCAGCUCAAUAUUCCUCUUUGGUGCUGCCCAAAGUUAUGGAAACCAGGUUGGGGAACACACGCUGGGUACCGUCCACACCCACAGUGCCCACUUCAAGGUGGAUCUGGAUGUAGGAGGACUAGAGAACUGGGUCUGGGCUGAGGACAUGACCUAUGUCCCCACGGCGGUACCCUGGAGCCCCGAACACCAGAUGCAGAGGCUGCAGGUGACCAGGAAGCUUCUGGAGACUGAGGAGCAGGCCGCCUUCCCCCUGGGGGGCACCCCACCCCGUUACGUGUACCUGGCCAGCAACCACAGCAACAAGUGGGGUCAUCCACGGGGCUACCGCAUCCAGUUGCUCAGCUUUGCAGGGGAGCCGCUGCCCCAGAACAGCUCCCUGGAGAGAGCCUUCAGCUGGGGGAGGUACCAGCUGGCCGUAACGCAGCGGAAGGAAGAAGAGCCCAGCAGCACCAGCAUCUACAAUUUGAAUGACCCUUGGACUCCCACUGUGGAUUUCACUGACUUCAUCAACAACGAGACCAUUGCAGGGCAGGACUUGGUGGCCUGGGUGACAGCUGGUUUCCUGCACAUCCCUCAUGCAGAAGAUGUUCCCAACACAGUGACUGUGGGCAAUGCUGUGGGCUUCUUCCUCCGACCCUACAACUUCUUUGACCAGGACCCCUCCUUCGAUUCUGCAGACUCUGUCUAUUUCCAGGGGAACCAGGAUGCCGGGGCCUGCGAGGUCAACCCCCUGGCUUGCCUUCCUCAGUCUGCUGCCUGUGCCCCAGACCUCCCUGCCUUCUCCCACGGGGGCUUCUCUCACAACUAGGGGUCCCCCCAGGAUGGGGAAUGUGGCCGGCGCCCCAGGGCCAGGGUGUGUGGGGAGGGGAACAGUGGGCCCCAGGCCAGGCGGCCUGGUGCCUUCUUCUCCUACCUUCCACCACAAAGCUCCUCACCUCCCCUUCUCCCCAGGCCCCCUUUCUAUCGCCCUCCCUGACACCCUCUCCCUGCUGGGAGCCUCCUGAGCCUGUGAUGCCUGGCACUGGGGGAAGGGCAGAGACACCAGUCAGCUUUGUGGUCACUGGACCUGCUGGGUUCCUGUGCCAGAAAGAAUGGCCCCCUGAAGCCGGGACUAAAGGCCAAACUUUUCCCAAAAGACUCCUAUUUCUUCUAACAGUUUUUUAAUCUUACUUUUUUUAAAACAAAAUAUGAUUCACAUGCCAUUAAAUCCAUACUCUUAAUAUGUCAAGUUAGAGGUUUUUAGUGUAUUUACAGAGUUGUGCAACCACCACCCCUAUCCAAUUCCAGAGUGUUUUCAUCAUCUGAAAAAGAAACCCAGACCUGUCAGCACUCACUCUCUUUUCCCUCCAACCCCUUCCUGGCUCUAGGCAACUACUUGUCUUUCUGUCACUAUAGAUUUGUGUAUAUUCUGGACAUUUUGUAUAGGUUCAUACGGUGUGUGGUCUUUUGUGAUUGGCAUCUUUCCCCCAGCACCACGUUUCUGAGGCGCAUCUGUGUCUUAGCAGGUGUGGGUACUUCAUCCUUUGCAGCUGAGCACUGUUCCACUGCACAGAGAGACCACAUCUUGUUCACCCAUUCUUCCACUGAUGGCCAUUCGGGUUGUUUCCUUUUGUAGACAAUGCUGCUGUGAACAUUCAUGUACAAGCUCUUGCGUGGACAUAUGUUUUCAUUUCUCUUCGGUCCACACACCUGAGCAUGGAACUGCUGGGUCAUAGGGUCAUUCUAUGCUUAACCUUUUGAGGAACCGAACACUG